AUGCAGCUGUAUAUCGGUGGAAUACGAGAGAAUACUCAGGAAAAGGAAGUCUUUGACUAUUUCUCUAAUUAUGGACCGGUUGAAAGUGUUAAGCUUUAUAGUACAUACGGGUUCUUAAUUGUGGACGGGGAGACCGGAGAUCGAAUUUUAGCUGAGAAACACAGUAUAGGUGGAGAACCAGUAGUAGUUGAACUAGCUAGAGGAAGAAGAAUGGAUAGAGGACCAGUCUUUGCUUCAGGACCUCGUUAUAUGGGACCAGGAAGGACUCCUUUACAUACAAGACCUUUUCGUCUUAUCUUAGAAGGUUUACCUCAAGAUGUAGAGUGGUCUGAAUUAAGAUCUUUUGUUCUGAUGAGUAAAGCUAGACCGGAGUAUAUGAAGAUCUUGCAAUCUGGAGAUGCUUUACUUGAAUUUGGAUAUAAACAAGAGAGAGAUUGGGCGAUUGAAAGAUUGAAUAAUCAACAAUUUUAUGAUAAGACAAUCACAGCUCGAUUAGGACGAAGAAAGACAGAUGAUAGGAAGGGUUUAGAGGAGAGGAGGAGUUUAGCACGGGAAGAGCCUCAAGAAGAGACAAUGGGUUAG
Nematocida homosporus is the source of this 582-nucleotide messenger RNA. Its product is annotated as serine/arginine-rich splicing factor 4/5/6. The record is from RefSeq and is a predicted model, not a curated record. The transcript has a single exon. Bases 1 to 582 code for a protein of 193 amino acids. Gene Ontology annotation, molecular function: RNA binding. NCBI's taxonomy places the organism in Eukaryota, Fungi, Microsporidia.